This is a messenger RNA of Solanum tuberosum (potato), 1146 nucleotides long. Its product is annotated as salicylic acid-binding protein 2-like. Bases 4 to 870 code for a protein of 288 amino acids. Gene Ontology annotation, molecular function: methyl indole-3-acetate esterase activity; methyl jasmonate esterase activity; methyl salicylate esterase activity. The transcript is spliced from 3 exons. NCBI's taxonomy places the organism in Eukaryota, Viridiplantae, Streptophyta, Magnoliopsida, Solanales, Solanaceae. The record is from RefSeq and is a predicted model, not a curated record. Gene Ontology annotation, biological process: jasmonic acid metabolic process; salicylic acid metabolic process.
GAUAUGGAGAAAAACAAGUUUCUAACAAGUCUAUUAGUUCUAAUACUUCUGUUUCCAUAUGCAAAUGCAACCAUGUCAGGGCCUAAACGGACUAAGGCAAGCAAGCACUUCGUGCUAGUUCAUGGGGCGUGUCACGGAGCCUGGUCUUGGUACAAGAUUGUAGCACUGAUAAGAUCUUCAGGGCAUAAUGUCACAUCUCUUGACUUAGGUGCUUCAGGGAUCAACAAGAAACAGGUCCUUGAAAUCCCAUAUUUAUCUGAUUACUUUAGUCCGCUAAUGGAGUUCAUGGCUUCUCUUCCAUCAUAUGAAAAAGUGAUUCUUGUAGGCCAAAGCCUUGGCGGAUUCGCCAUAUCUAAAGCCAUGGAAAGUUUUCCUGAGAAGAUUUCAGUUGCUAUAUUUGUCAAUGCUCUAAUGCCUGGUCCAAUUCUCGAUGCAGCCACCGUCUUUAAUGAGUCAUCCAGGGGAGUAGUAUUUAAACUUGAUAAUCGUGUUACAUUCGAUAAUGGACUUGCCAAUCCUCCAACAACCUUCAUCUAUGGUCCGAAGUACUUGGCGAGUUAUAAUUAUCCAUUGAGCCCAAUUCAGGACUGGGCACUGGCUACUACAUUAGUAAGGCCGAUUUAUUUUUUCAGUUUGAAUGACGUAUCAAAGGAGAUAGUUCUUUCAAACAAAAAGUAUGGAUCAGUUAGGAGAGCGUAUAUUGUGGCAGCUGAAGAUAAAGUUCUAAAGAAGAAAUUUCAACAGUUAAUGAUUGAAAAGAAUCCGCCAGAUGAAGUGAAAGAGAUUUCAGGAUCUGAUCACAUGCCCAUGAUGUCUAAGCCCCUUCAACUUUUUACUCAUCUUACUCGUAUUGCCAACAAGUAUAGCUAAGAGCUGUUAAUUAAGAAGAAUAAGGGUAAGGCUGAGAAUAAAAUUACUUCAGUCAAUCCAUAUAUCUGAUGCAUUGAUAUGGGGAUCUCAGUUCUUUCAUAAAAGUCCUAGUUUAUUUUAUAUUUCAAUCAUUUUCUUUCAGUUGUUAUUUCCUUCAUUGUAAUUUCAGUGUUUGGAAUUGACAUCAAUAAACAACCUCUAUUUCCCUAAUUACUGAUUUUUUGUUCAACACCAAACAAUUAAAUCUCAUCAAUGGGGAGGACAUAGAAAUUAAUU